CUACAACAACAACGUCAACAAUACAACAUUCAGCAACAUUUCUCUUAUAUCUUUCCGAAUUGAUUCACCUUCCAUGAUGCCUCUCACUAAGUACAAGGCCGCCGCUGUCACCUCCGAGCCCUGCUGGUUCGAUCUCGAGGCUGGCGUCCAGAAGACCAUUGCCUUCAUCAACGAGGCCGGUGAGGCUGGAUGCAAGCUCAUCGCUUUUCCCGAAGUCUGGAUCCCAGGUUACCCAUACUGGAUGUGGAAGGUCAACUACCAGCAGUCGCUUCCUAUGCUGAAGAAGUACCGCGAGAACUCCCUUCCUAUCGACUCUGAGGAGUUCAAGCGCAUUCGUCGCGCCGCUCGUGACAACCAGAUCUAUGUCUCCCUCGGCUUCUCCGAGAUUGACCACGCCACUCUCUACCUUACCCAGGCCCUGAUCGACCCCACUGGUGAAGUCAUCAACCACCGCCGCAAGAUCAAGCCCACCCAUGUCGAGAAGCUCGUCUACGGUGACGGCUCCGGUGACACCUUCAAGUCUGUCACUCAGACUGAGCUUGGUCGCCUUGGCCAGCUCAACUGCUGGGAGAACAUGAACCCCUUCCUGAAGUCCCUCAAUGUUUCAGAGGGCGAGCAGAUUCACAUUGCAGCCUGGCCUGUCUACCCUGGCAAGGAGACACUCAAAUACCCUGACCCAGCCACCAACGUUGCUGACCCAGCUUCUGACCUUGUCACCCCUGCUUAUGCUAUCGAGACUGGUACUUGGACAUUGGCGCCGUUCCAGAGGAUGAGCAAGGAGGGUCUGAGGAAGACUACACCUGAGGGUGUUGAGCCAGAGACUGAUCCUUCGACUUACAACGGUCACGCCCGCAUUUACAAGCCCGACGGCACCCUUGUUGCUAAGCCUGACAAGGACUUUGAUGGCCUUCUCUUCGUUGAUAUCGACCUCAACGAGUGCCACCUCACCAAGGCUCUGGCUGACUUCUCCGGGCAUUACAUGCGCCCCGACCUCAUCCGCCUUCUCGUUGAUACUCGCCGCAAGGAGCUUGUCACCGAGGCCGAUCCUCAAGGAGGCAUUACUACUUACUCCACCCGUGAGCGCUUGGGCUUGAACGUGCCGCUCGAUGCGGAGAAGGGCAAGCAGAAGAGCGAUGUUGGCGCUGCUGGACUGAAGGUCGAGAGCUCCAAGGCCUUGUAAGUGCUCUCGUGAUAGAUUGAUCUCAACCGUAAAUAGUGGCACGGUUCUUUCUUUAGCAUUUGCAUGUACAAUAUCUCCGCUCUAGAUUUCCUAUGCAAAACUAAGCUUGUCUUU
Molecule: messenger RNA, 1294 nt
Organism: Macroventuria anomochaeta
Lineage: Eukaryota; Fungi; Ascomycota; Dothideomycetes; Pleosporales; Didymellaceae
Product: cyanide hydratase
Exons: 3
Coding region: 74-1180 (368 amino acids)
Biological process (GO): cyanide catabolic process
Molecular function (GO): cyanide hydratase activity
Source: RefSeq, a predicted model, not a curated record